Messenger RNA from Limanda limanda (common dab), 1403 nucleotides. It is a transcript of the gene map2k1, whose product is annotated as mitogen-activated protein kinase kinase 1. The record is from RefSeq and is a predicted model, not a curated record. The transcript has 11 exons. NCBI's taxonomy places the organism in Eukaryota, Metazoa, Chordata, Actinopteri, Pleuronectiformes, Pleuronectidae. The coding region runs from base 1 to 1188 and encodes 395 amino acids. Gene Ontology annotation, molecular function: protein kinase activity; ATP binding. Gene Ontology annotation, biological process: protein phosphorylation.
AUGCAGAAAAGAAGGAAGCCGGAGCCGAUCCAACUCAACCCGAUCCCGGAUGGAAACACUAUCAACGGCACCGGAGCCACGGAAACGAACUUGGAGGCUCUGCAGAAGAAACUCGAGGAACUUGAGUUGGACGAGCAGCAGCGGAAACGCCUGGAGGCCUUUCUGACACAGAAGCAGAAGGUGGGAGAGCUGAAGGACGAUGACUUCGAGAAGAUCUGUGAGCUGGGUGCAGGCAACGGAGGAGUCGUCUUCAAGGUCUCACACCGACCCUCCGGUCUGAUAAUGGCGAGGAAGCUGAUCCACCUGGAGAUCAAACCAGCCAUCAGGAACCAGAUCAUCAGGGAGCUGCAGGUGCUGCACGAGUGUAACUCCCCCUACAUCGUGGGCUUCUAUGGAGCUUUCUACAGCGAUGGAGAGAUCAGCAUCUGCAUGGAGAACAUGGACGGCGGCUCCUUGGACCAGUCGCUGAAGAAAGCAGGAAAUAUACCAGAGCAGAUCCUCGGCAAAGUCAGCAUCGCUGUGAUUAAAGGCCUUGCCUACCUGAGGGAGAAACACAAGAUCAUGCACAGAGAUGUCAAGCCUUCCAACAUCCUGGUGAACUCCCGCGGUGAGAUCAAGCUGUGUGACUUUGGAGUGAGCGGACAGCUCAUUGACUCCAUGGCCAACUCCUUUGUGGGCACUCGCUCUUACAUGUCUCCUGAGCGUUUACAGGGCACCCACUACUCUGUUCAGUCGGACAUCUGGAGCAUGGGUCUGUCCCUGGUGGAAAUGGCCAUCGGACGCUUCCCCAUCCCACCACCUGAUGCUAGGGAGCUGGAGCAGAUCUUUGGCCUCCUGAUGGAAGGAGAGCCAGCCUCCGGCGAGUCCUCACCAAAGCCCCAGCCUCCUGGGAGACCAGGCAGCUCAUACGGACCUGAGAGCAGGCCACCGAUGGCUAUAUUUGAGCUGCUGGAUUAUAUAGUCAAUGAGCCUCCACCAAAGCUGCCUGGGAUAUUCAGCCCUGAGUUUCAGGACUUUGUGAACAAAUGUUUGAUUAAAAACCCUGCAGAGAGGGCCGACCUCAAACACUUGACGGUGCAUCCCUUUAUCAAGCAGUCAGAGGCAGAGCAGGUGGACUUCGCCGGCUGGUUGUGCAGCACCAUCGGACUCAAUCAGCCCGUGACGCCCACCCAUGGCACAGCAAUGUGAUCAGCUUCGCCAUUUUCCAAGGUCCUCGAUUGACUGAAUUUGUAUCAUGGGUAAAUUGUAUGUUUAUAUUAAGUAUUCAAUUGGUUUAAGUUGUGUGAUCAGUAGUUCUAUAUUACGUGUACAAACCUACAUGCCAAGUGAAAUUAACUCUAAUGUGGGCGGUAUGGCAGGCCUGCCUGAAAAGCCAUCUUUUUAUCAAAUAUUUAACUGUUAAC